This is a messenger RNA of Drosophila bipectinata, 1916 nucleotides long. RefSeq lists its product as uncharacterized. Lineage: Eukaryota; Metazoa; Arthropoda; Insecta; Diptera; Drosophilidae. The record is from RefSeq and is a predicted model, not a curated record.
GGAACAUCGUUCCCUUUUGAUAUCACAGCGAUUCCAAAUUUCGAUUUAGACCCAACUAGUACACUGAACUCCCCAAAUUGAAAAGGAACUCCCUUUUUUUUGUUACCAACUUUUGGUUCUUUUUUAUACAAUCAUAUCUAGAUUACAAGCCAGCCUCCAAAGCAGCCAAAGGAGUAGCCAUGUCUACGCCUAAAUCUGGCAAGCCAGCGAUCCGCAAGGUCAAGUUCUUGGUCGAUUCUGACCAGGAGCCGGAGAUGGAUAAUGAGGACGUGCGCUGUGCCGGCGGCGAUGCCGAACUGCGAAUGGCACAAAAUAGACAGAAAUCGAAGAAGGGCCGUCAUAACGAGGAGCACUAUCAAGAGAUGCAACUUUCACCCAAUGAUCCGGACCGCCAAAUGCUGUACAAGAUAUUCCAGAAGCUGAGUGUGGCCGAGCAAGUAGUGCUCCACCGCACGGUGCGAUUCCUGCCGGACGCAUGUUCGAUUCAUUGGCGAAACACAUGCCGGAAGCUGGACUUCCGCGUCCUAAGCGAGGAGCUGCCGGUGGAGAGACAUCGGAACUACAUGUUGGCCCAAAUGGCCGAACACUAUCGCUCCGUAUCCUUCGUGGCCCAUCGCCUGCAGGAGAAUCUCAACAUCCUGGAGCGUGCGGGCGUGAAGUCCCUGAACGGUGUGCAGAGAGUGGAGCUGUUGCUACUCGAAGGGGAGGAUUCGUUGCCGCUGGAGCUGGUUAAGGACGAAAGCCACGCUGGCGGAGAUGCCAAGCCUAAAGGUGUGGCCCAGUGGCCGCUCCACGCCCUGCCCAAGCUGAUGAAGAAUGUGAAACGCGUGAAGGCCCAGUGCGACAUCCAAGUGCACUUUGUCGAGCUCUUCACCGAUCUGGAGCUGUUCAUCCUCUACGGCAGCAUAUCCCAGUCGGCUCUCACCGGCAUCUUCGAGCGCUGCCAGCAGCUGCAGAGGCUCUUCCUGAAGUUCAACGACCGCAAUUACAGCCAGAAGCUCAGCCUGAAGAGCAUCCGAAAGUGCACGAUGCUGCGGGAUCUCUCCGUGCCAGUGUCGCUCUUCAACCGCCAUAAGGAGCUGCUCAUUGAUCUGCAGCAGCUCCAUCUCCUCGAGAUGACGCACUGCGAUAAGAACGUGCCCCUGGCCAUCGAAUGCAUGAGGUACGUGAUCAACCAGAGGGCGGAAGCCAUCGAGCAGGUGCAGCUGGACUGCAAGUGCUUCGCCAAGAAGCACAUCAAUUGGAUGCAGGAGGUGGGCCUGGAGCGAUGUACUGGGCUGCGCGGCCUCGUCCUGGUCAACUGCGUCUUUGGCAACCGCGAGAUCUGCCAAAUGACACUGCCCUGUGUCCAGAAGUACAUCGCCCUCAUCAGUUGCAAGGAAAUCAAGGAGUACCAGGUGCUGGACAUGGUUCGGCUGUGUGCCGGCCUCAGCGAGCUCUACCUGAUCGAUUGCCCACAGCUGACCUGGCGGAUGCUGCAGGGACUCUAUCGAAUCCGCAGGGACGAGAACCUCUCCUAUCCCCUAACGGUCGUGUUGGGAAGGUGUCCCACCCUCCGGAAGGACUACCAGACCAUGUACUCGAACUACUGGUUCUUCAAGCGGUCCUACAUCAAGAUCGAUCGCAUCCAGGGCGAAAGCCGACCCAUCGAGGACAUCCAGAUAUUUUUUUACCAAAACCCGGAAUCGGACGAGAAUCUGAAGCCGGCGCUGAAAAUGAAAUCAGCGCUGGAUUAGAUCCCAUCAGGAGGAGUGGAGUAUCCUCUUGUUGAAUGGACGUUAAUAGUUUAGAUUUAAUAACUUUAAAUAGCUCAUCGGUUAGAUCCUAGCAGGAGAGUAUCCAUUUGUUGGCUAGACCGUUAAUAGGAUAGAGCUAGAGUAACUUGCAACUAAAUAUAUAUUAUUUAAAUUCGUAAA